AUGAACGACCCAGGCUUAGAUCCUGCCAUCGCCGAAACAGCCAACGAAGUCGAGCAUCGUGACCAAGACGGCCACAAGGACGAUGGCCAAUACGUGCACUGGUCAUCACCACACAGAGAGCUCACCCAAUAUCUGGAACCGACAAGAUGGUGGUAUGCCAAUACCGAGAUUCCUCUGAUUGCGGCCACCUUUGGUCCCAUGGCCAAUGCAUUUAGUGUCUGUUCCCUGGCACAGAAGUGGAGGGAGAUUGUUAGUGAUGGAGAACCGCCCUAUGGUGGGCAGCCCGUUGGUGAUCCGGGGUGGGAGGUUGCGAUCAACGCUGUAUCGCUUGCGGCGGCAUUAUUUGCGAACUUUUGUUUGUUGUUGACCAUGGCACAGAAAAUGUCGUUCAACAUGGCGCUUCCUAUUGUCAUCGUGGGAUGGUACGUUGCAUCGAUACUGCUGGUGAUUAUCGUUGUCAUAGUCGGCCAUGACACGGACUCAGCGGUAAACGCAAGCCAGGGUAUGCAGAUGACCGAAGCUUAUUACUAUGCAUGCAUUGCUGCUGGUCUCUACUUCACCAUCGCCAGUUUACUGAUAGUUACCGUGUACGGAGCGAUAAAGGGCCACUAUAGCCGACAAUUCCACCUAAGUCAGAGUCAGAGAACGUUAAUGAUUCAAAACAUUGGGUUUUUAGUCUAUCUGCUUGCAGGAGCGGCGGUUUAUUCACGCAUCGAAGGCUGGCGAUUUAACGACGCCGUGUGGUGGGCAGACUUCACCAUUCUGACUAUCGGCAUUGGGUAUCCAUCUCCAUCGACGCACCUAGGCCGUGGCUUGUUGUUCCCGUACGCAUUUGGUGGUAUCUUGAUCAUCGGUGUUGUUAUUGGGUCUAUCAGAUCACUUGUUCUAGAAAGAGGCAAAAACAAAAUGAGCAGUCGUUUGCUUGAGAAGACGCGCAGAACAUUCACCAAAGCAAUGACUGGUACCGGACAGAAUGGUGAUUCUAGAGCUUUCAAAAUCUUUCCGGUAAUGGACGGUGAUGUCGAAGAUAAAAGGGAACUUGCAAAACGUGAAUUUUUUGCAAUGCGUAAAGUCAGACAUUUGUCUCAUAUGGAGCAUCGAUGGCUUUCCCUGCUGAUUUCUGGAAGUGCUGUGGGAACUUUGUGGUUCAUCGGAGCGUUGAUAUUUCAACAUGCCGAAGCGACGCAGCAGUGGUCAUACUUUGAAGCAUUGUAUUACACAUACACCAGUCUGCUCACCAUCGGCUAUGGCGAUAUAUACAAUAUAUCGAACUGGGGCCGAGCCUUCUUUGUCUUCUGGUCUCUCCUUGCUGUUCCAGCAAUGACGGUGUUUAUUUCAAACCUGGGAGACACUUUCAUCCGCCAGUUUAAAGAUUUUGCAAACUUCAUCGGUGAAUUGACGGUUCUUCCUAGCGACAUGGGAUACCGCGAACGAUUCAGACAAUUCUUCAGCGCCGAAAUAUGGCCCUUUACCGCGAAGAAGCCCGACUUCAAGAGAAAGUCAGCCAGCAAGAAUCCUAAUAAGGAUGCCACCCAGGCCAUGGAACGCGCUGAAUCAGCACUUGAAGAAGAACAACUCAAAGAAGAGCAUGCUGCACACCGACGGGGCGACGUGGUUGCUGAGAACAUCCAUCACCAUCAGUACCUACUGAUGCGCGAAUUACGUGAAAUGUUCAAAUGGGUCAAUGCCAGCCCCGCUAAGGAAUUUGACUAUGACGAAUGGGUUUACUUUUUGAAAUUGCUAGAUGAAGACAGUUCAGUGGAGGACAUGAAGCGCCUCAACGACGGCAACAGUCAAAAUGAGGGAAAGGAAGAGACGAAAUGGAGCUGGAUCAGUCACCGAAGUCCGCUGUUAGGUGACAAGUCGGAGGCGGAGUGGUUACUGGAGGCAUUGGCCAAUAAACUUGAAAAAGAGUUGAGGAAGUUGAGUGAUGAGUAUCGGCAGCAGGACGACAGGGAGUCGGACGACAACAAGUUUGAAGGAUCUAGCAAGCAAAAAUAA
Talaromyces amestolkiae is the source of this 2001-nucleotide messenger RNA. RefSeq lists its product as uncharacterized. Gene Ontology annotation, molecular function: potassium ion leak channel activity. Gene Ontology annotation, cellular component: membrane. The record is from RefSeq and is a predicted model, not a curated record. The coding region runs from base 1 to 2001 and encodes 666 amino acids. NCBI's taxonomy places the organism in Eukaryota, Fungi, Ascomycota, Eurotiomycetes, Eurotiales, Trichocomaceae. The transcript has a single exon. Gene Ontology annotation, biological process: potassium ion transmembrane transport; stabilization of membrane potential.